AUGGUUGUGGAACACAAAGGUUUUCGUGGUAGAUGGAACAGCAGUGCCGCUGCCGUGUCUGCCAGUGACUUGCAAGACGUUGACAGCGUGGGCCCUAGUACAGACCCUGAUUGCAGUUGGGAACAUGUUGAGUUACCUGACACGGAAAACUUGUUUGGCAAUUUUGACAACACUGACACUUUGGAUUCAUCGCUUGAAGCCUUGGACAGUCAUGAUGUUUUGCCUUUACAGGAGCCACGUUUUAUGCACCCGAAGCCUAAGUCUGUUGCAAACAAACCUGAAUCUUUGUCAGCUGAGAGCUUAGCGGUCAAGCGCACUGCAGAUGAGUUGGCAUCGAGACAUGUCCAUAAGUUGACUUCGGACUUGAAACAGCCCUGGCAGAAGGAUUCAGAGUUGUCUCAGGUUUUCAUGGAUGUUUUCUCACCGAAGGCCACAGGAACAAUUCUGAAGAGGCCCCACAACACCUUCACAAUUUGUAGAAGCCUUGAGGUUUGCAGAUGUUUUGAUUGGGUUCAUAGCUACAUCAUUGACAGACAUGCUCAGCCCAAGGGUGCCAUGACUUCCAAGCACAAGUCAUCGCGUGGAAAGGAGCAACAAAUGGAGCUUCUGCCAUUUACUGCGCUGGGCCAUGUUACAGUUGAGGACUCAUGGGGGGACAGCUGGAUGAAGUCACGUGAUGCAGCUGAUGUUGGAUCUUGGAAUUACUUCCUGAAUUCCUGGUCGGAGAGUGAUCACACUUGGAUAGAUUCCCGCAUGUCCACAGCAGAGGCAACUGGUUGGCUUCGUGAACUGUUGGAGCCCCAUGUUGGAAGCGACAGAGCCUCUUCCCUGACAGUGCAUGGAUUGAAGGCUACCUUGUUAAGCUGGGCGGCCAAAAGUACCCUUUUUACUGCGGAUGAGCAAUUGGCAUUGGGGCAUCACGUCAACGCCCAAUACAGGUCUGCCAUGAUCUACUCACGGGACAACCAGAUUGGCUUGUGCAAAAAGGUUCACGCCAUGUUUACACGCAUCAGGGAAGGCACCUUUGACCCCGAUGCGACCAGGGUCAGCCGCUUGUUUCAGCUGGCUUUUGAGACAGCUCUGGAAAGAGAUGGUGGCAGCAGUGACAGCAGCUCCAGCGAUUCAGAGGACGCAUCCUCAGUGGCUUCAUCAAAUGGAGAGCACUCCAGCUUGGGUCAAAAGACCACGUACAUGCGCUUGGAGGCUGAUGACAUUGAAGCAGACCAAUGUUUGAUUAACAAAAGCUCAAAGGUGAUUCACCUGCUUGCCGGAGAGGAGAGACCUUUGAGUUUGCUUUUGGUUUUUGACCAUGCCAAUGGAAUGCAAUGUUGGCGCUUGAGGCGACUGUUUUUCGAAGCACAUGCGCUGUCUUUGGAGGACCUUAAAUCCAGGGCCGAUAGGCAUGACGAGGCCUUGCACUCCAAGAUUGACACCUCACUGGCGCUUGACAAUGCAGGUGGCUUGCGACUCAGCAAAAAGCAACGUCUUGACGAUGUGAAUGUGACAGGUGAACACAAACUGAGACAGGCGUUUUUGAGAAGGUCACUGGCUUAUGACUUGGCUGGUAUCGCCACUUUUGCUGUGCUGGACUUGUGGACGCAAAAACUUUUCGAAAAGAUGAAUGAAGCCCCACUGUCUAACUACAGGCACCUUAGUGUUGAGCAGGUGAUCAAUGCUGACAAGGCUUUGUGGGUCAAAGUAUCUAAUGAUACUCGUGGCCGGCUGCAGCCGAAGACCGGAGCAGAUAAGCCUUUUGAUGUUUCCUUCGAAAAAUUUGCGGAGCAUCCGGAAGUCUUGCAGCACUUGACACCGCUGCAAAGCGUUGGGGCUCACAAGCAAGACACGUCUUCAACGUUCACUGGUGGAAAAGGCAAAGGUGGAAAUCACAGUGAUGGAAAAGGAAAGUCAUCGAAGGGCAAAGGCAAGGUCAAUACUGGCAUUGCAGUACCGGAUGAUUGUGAGAUUUUUGUCGAUGGAAAACAGCUUUGCAAACGAUGGCAGGACGCCGUCGUACAAGUAGUUGGAACUUGCCCGACAAAGCUGGCCAAAGAGCGCUUGUCUACUGUUUUUCAUGUGAAGAAAUUGUCCAUAGACCUUAAGCUGCACGAGAAGGAACUCAAAGCAAGCUUGCACCCAGACGUUAGUCGAUGUGUCAAUAGCAAAAACAUACUGCUCUUUGAGAAGCUUCUGCAGCAACUGAACUACUGGGACAUGGACGUUGUCGACCUUUUGAAAUUUGGAGUUCCUUUGGUGGGAUUGCAAGAACCGCCGACCGGAUACCAGCGACUGUUGGUGCCAGCAAGCAUGACAGAAGAUGAACUGACGGCGUCGGCUAGAUGGCGCAGAACCAGCAUAAUGCAAACAGCCAGACAGCUUUCCAAGAGCGAGGAAGAUGCUUUGUUGGAGGCAACAGCCUCUGAAGUUGAGAAGGGCUUUUUGCAAGGCCCAUACUCCGAAGCUGAAAUGUCAGUCCUGAUGGGAACCGAAUGUUGGUCAUUGAACCCGCGCUUUGUCUUGUUUCAAGGGGCGAGCCAAAAGGUGAGGGUCAUAGAUGAUGCAAAGCAGAGCGCAGUCAACUCAGCGUAUUCAUCGACAGUGAAACUCUAA
Molecule: messenger RNA, 2607 nt
Organism: Cladocopium goreaui
Lineage: Eukaryota; Dinophyceae; Suessiales; Symbiodiniaceae
Source: the annotation of a GenBank genome assembly